Tyto alba (common barn owl) is the source of this 5877-nucleotide messenger RNA. RefSeq names its product coiled-coil domain containing 149 (gene CCDC149). The coding region runs from base 636 to 2210 and encodes 524 amino acids. The transcript has 13 exons. Lineage: Eukaryota; Metazoa; Chordata; Aves; Strigiformes; Tytonidae. The record is from RefSeq and is a predicted model, not a curated record.
GCCGAGAGGGGCCCCGGCCCCCGCGGGUGGAGCCGGCGCGGGGGGGGCACGGAGCCGUACGGCCGCGUCUGCCGUGGGGCACAGCCCUUCCCCGACCCGCCCUCACGCACCCGUCCACGGCAGCUAAACACCGGCGGCAAGCGUCUGCCAGUCUCUCGCGUGCGUGAACUGCCGUGGGGCCGCCAGGAAACUGGAGUUUAGGCGCCGAGCCUGCUGUUGGCGUGAAAUCGCCAGGGAUUCCCCCACCCGCGGCGAUGGGGCCGAGGCCUCGGGCCUCGCAGCGCAGCGGGAGCGGCGGGGGUGACGGGUCUGUCCCUGGGCGUUCGCUCCUCUGGCAUGCGCUUUGUUUUCUUGCUUCACUUGAAACACGAGUGAAAGGGUUUUGAGAGCCGUGGUGUCAUUUAUAAAAUGGGAGGAAAAUCUAUUAUAGCACCGUGGCCAUGAGCUUCAACAGGUGGAGGGUUUUCAGAACACACGAGUAGAAAAUCUUAUGAUCUACUAUGUCCGCCUUAAGAGAGCCAUGAUGUUUACAGUAUCUGGUGUGCAAAAGGAAGCUUGAAAGUAAAAAGGAGGCAUUGCUAAUCCUUUCCAAAGAGCUGGACACCUGUCAACAAGAAAGAGACCAGUACAAGCUUAUGGCCAAUCAGUUGCGGGAACGGCACCAGUCUCUGAAAAAGAAGUAUCGGGAGCUGAUUGAUGGGGAUCCAUCCCUUCCACCUGAGAAGAGGAAACAGGCAAAUCUUGCUCAACUACUGAGUGAGGCUCAAGAUCAAAAUAAACAUCUUGGAGAAGAGAUUAGAGAGCUCCAACAGAGACUGGGAGAAGUACAAGGGGACAAUAAGCUCCUUCGAAUGACAAUAGCAAAGCAAAGACUUGGAGAUGAUGAAGUUGGGGCUCGCCACUUUGCAGCACAUGAACGGGAGGACCUUGUUCAACAACUGGAGAAGGCUCGAGAGCAAAUCGAGACUCUGAGAUAUGAUCUUCAGGCUGCACUGGAUGAGUUACAGGAUGUGAAAGAGGAACGCUCUUUUUACCAAGAUAAGUCUGAUAGACUAAACCAAGAACUUAAUCAUGUCUUAGGAGGGCAUGAAAACCGUAUCAUCGACGUAGAUGCUCUAUGUAUGGAGAACCGGUAUCUUCAAGAGAGAUUAAAACAACUUCAAGAGGAAGUCAACAUUCUUAAGUCUAAUAUUACUAAAUAUAAGAAUGCACUAGAGAGACGAAAAAAUUCAAAGACUCAUAGUAGGUCCAGUAGCAGUGCUCUGACUGGAGUCCUGUCUGCAAAACAAGUCCAAGAGUUGUUGUCGGAGGAUCAUGGAUGUAGCCUACCAGCCACACCACAGUCCAUUUCAGAUCUCAAAUCACUGGCCACUGCAUUGCUGGAAACUAUCCAUGAAAAAAACAUGGUCAUACAACACCAAAGACAAACCAACAAAAUUCUAGGUAAUCGAGUGGCAGAACUAGAAAAGAAAUUAAGAACUUUGGAAAUUGCUGGCUUGUGGAGUCUUCCAGGCCUGAGCUACAAUGUCUCAGUGGGAUUUGGGAGUGGAAAGGAUACCAUAACAUUCAGUGACCCAGCCUUGCCUGUUCUACAGCGAUCCAGGUCACCGUUGUUAGCGUUUACUGAUAAGCCACAGAAAACUGAUGUACAAGCAGAACAGAAGGGAGAAUGUGAUGAAACUUGUGCUGUUGCAAGUGAGUCCCUGGCUCCAGAGGGAACAAACUUAAAUAACAGAAAACAGAAUAAGCAUGUUUAUCCUUCAUUACCCCAGCUACCUUCCAAGGAAGAAGAAAUAAACAAGCUUGGAAGUCAGAUAAUUAAACUGACAGAGCAGGCAAUUGCAGAACUGGAAGGGAAAAGAGCAGGCGCUUCUGCAGGGGAGCAGAACCCGGUGACUGGAGCAGAGCUUCAUGGUUCAUCUGAGGGAGAGUUCCCACUUUCUAGCCCUGACCCAUCCGACCCCACAGACCCCUCCAACUCAGAGAACGAACAAACAGCUGAAACCGAGGCUCUGAAAGACAAUGACGAAACCUCAGAGAGCGAUUGUGAAAUUCCAAAUGAAAGAGGGGGUCGAAAUAGCAGCACCGUGGAUGUGGUGCACACUGAGGACCCUGGAAGGCACGGAGGGCUCAGUGUUACAACUGCACACACAAAUAACAGCUUCGAGGAGCUCCCGGAAUCUAAACAAGAAACCAUCCAAUCCUGCUGAAAACUGUAUAUUUGGAUAACAGUUUGGCUUGAGGUAUGAAAUCCAGGCCCUAGAGCAUCUCACUGUAAUCUGUUUGCAGUGUCUGGGCUGCUGUGAAUAUGAUCAGUGAAACAGUGUGCCAUAGGGUUGAUUUUUAUGUUGAACUGUUAAUAUUUGUCUAAUAGAGGUGUUUUUCUGUUAGUUUUGGCUACAGUGUACCAAAAACGUAAAUUACCUAAAGGAAAGAAUUAGUGAUGAGUGAUGAGGUUUAAUCAUGUUGUUUUUUUGUAAUGAUUUGAAGUUUCUACAUAGAUUGAUGUAAUUUACAUUAGUGUAGCAAAGAGACCAAUGAUAAUGAUUGAUAAUGUUAUCACUAGGCUUCCGUAACGUGUAUGGUCCUAGUGCUGGACUGUAUUUUAAUGGUUAGAAGUGUCUUCUAAGGAUGAAAAAUUUGGAGUUAUAAAUUGAGAUGCAUCUUAAGGCUGUAAGCUUUUGCUUGUUUCUCUGACUGCAUUCCACGCCUCUUCACAUAUAGUGACUGUAAAUACAGCCUUAGAAUAAAAUCACCAUUCCCUCAUAGGAAGUUUCUGAAAACCAUCCCUGCAUGUAUACAGUUCUCUCAUUACAAACCUUUGUAUCUUCUCAACUGUACAAAAUGUUUCCUUCCGUCUCCCAGCUCAUCUCAUGAAAAUGCAGGGAGUUAUUUCACCAGAUACUGAAAAUGCAGUUUAAGGAAGCUCUGAAGGAAACAUCAUCAGAGAAGCCAGAAGUCUUCCUGUGAGAAAUGACAACGCUGUUCCAAAGCAAGAACAGCAAGAGGAGAACCAGUGAUGUGCUGUCCACCUACUCGGCUCUCAGUUACUGGAAUGGCAUUCCUCAACUUACAGGAGCUGGAACAGCCCUCAGGCUGAGUAACGGGUGGUGGAUUUCAGCCUACCCCAUCUGUGCCCUCCUUUUUAAAGGAAUCUGUGUCCUUUUUAUUUUCUUAUGUUUUGGAAUGAAGGAUGAGUCUUCCUUUCCUCCUCGUUUCCCCAGUCUGUGGUGUGGUAGAAGGCUUAUAUGCAUUGUUGCCUCUUAAACUUCUUCCCUCGUUGAUGUUUAGUCGUAGGAAAACAUUCCUUUGAUGACGGGGGAAAAGGAAGGCUGCUGUGUCAUUCCCUAGCUCGCUCCUGAUGCUGGAGCCGUGCCACUCUGCUCCUAGGAAGGCAGCAACAAGGGAAUACUUAAUGUUGAAGUUAGCAGCUGUUGGAGAAGGGGAGGCACGUCCUUCCUCUCCUGUUUGUAGCAUAAGGAAUAGUCGCUGCAGCUGUGGAACUUCUAUGGGCCAGCAGCCGUCAAGGCAAUAUUUCUGCUGGCUUGGGACCUAAUUGUCUGUAAAUGUUCAUUUCUCACUCCUAGAGCUUGAAACCAAUCAGAGAGAAUGAAACCAAAUUUAAUAAAAUGCUACUAAUAAAAAGGAGAAUCCCUCCCAGAUUGAGUCCUCCUUUGACAAAUAACUGCCAGCUGCAAAUUUUUACAGCCCACUUGUCAGCUACUGAAUAAACAGAGUUUAUAUUAGCGAUACUGACAAACUCUUCUGUAUAUGGAAGAUGAGCUAGCAGGUGCUGCCAUAAUCAAGGUGUCAGAGUCCAUGAACAGUUUGUAUUCAGCAGAAGAAAGGCUGUAUGUAAAUUAUUACAUAUAAAUAUAAGGAAUGAUAGUGGGAAGAUGAAAAAUGUGGCUUGUCUCUGUUCUCAUGUGUUUUCCCUUGCAGGUGCAUUCAUGUAACCCUUUCAGUGUCUGUCUGCAGGCAAUAAAGCCCUACUCACAGUGCUCCUCAAAUAUGUUUCAGUUCUCUUUAAAGGUAAUUUGACAUUGCAGCAUUUCACUGAUAUUAAACAGCAGCUCUUAGGAACAAAAACCAUCUGUAUAUUUAAAGCGUAUUAGGGACAUGAGCAGUAAAAAGUUUUUCUUUCUUUACCCUGAUCACCAUUUAAGCUCCUCAUCACCUGAAAAACCAAGAAGAGUUUAAGUAUUUGAAAUAUUGUUAAGCUGUUCCCAUUAAUUGUAACUGACUGCAUUAUUGACUCAUUUAUAUGACAGUACUGACAAGUCGGAAGAGAAAUAGAUGCAGAAACUGAAAUCUCCAGGAGAAUGUGGCAGGAUAUUUUCCUUUAAUGCUUGAAUGUCACAUGAAGUAGCAUUUUAUUCAAGAUGUAUUUUUUUUCUAUCUUUCACAGACUAAUCCUGUGCAGAACUAAAUAUCAGUGCAGUCAGAAUUGAGGCAAGCAAAUAAGAAGGUCAAGAUUUCACGUAGCUGAGCUCAGAAAUGUUGAGGUGGCAUAUUGUUUCCCUGUCCUGUGUCUUUCCUGACCCACAGUUGUGUGAGUUAGCAUUUUGUUCCUGGUCCCUUAACAGCCAGUUAAUGCUAUUAAUUAAUGAAGACCUUGGUGGAAAAAUUUGAGCAGGUAGAAGCGGUGCUGGACCGACAGCUUUUUAGUGCCUCAUUCGUUGAUUCUUUUUAGUAUGGUUUUUUUUUUUUCUGAGAAAAUAGUGAUGUACAACCCAACAAUUAGGGCAUUUGGUAAUUAUCCUCACACCAUUCUCCUUCUUAGAUGCCAUUUUUAUAUCUUUGCAAUUAUUAAAUUCCAGUGAGAUACCUAGCUCUCAGGAAACCUCAUUUUUAGCACUAUAUCACUGCCGCAAUCCUCUCCCUCUCCUCUCUGCCCUGGUGAAUGUGUAUUCUAGCUAUGUUUUUAGUUCUCUCCCAGGAACACAAGACUUCAAAGCCAGGAGACUUGUAAAAGGAAGACAUCCUUGCUUGCGCUAUGUGAUAACUAACUGAAUAUUCUUGUCAGUAUCUUCCUUGUCUAUUGCUUUAAUUAAUGUUGUUGUGCUACGAUGUUUUUUUCCCCAGUAAAUUAGUGUUUUGUUAUGGACUCAACAUUACUUUAGGUUUGGGGGAGUGGAUGGAAGGAUGGGUGGGUUGGUUGGGGUUUUUUUUUGUGUUUUUUUUUUUGUUUGUUCGUUCAUUUGAUUUUGUUGGAGUUUUUUUUUGGUUUGUUUUUUUUUUUUUUUUGUAUUAGACUUGUAUUCCCUUUUCCAGGACUUCAGAAAUGCAGAAAUUGCAUUCAGACAUAUAAGCCUUUUUGGUGUUGGGCUUUGGGGACACAAACUGGGAAGGGAAUGUUGUGGCAGGGGUAUGGAGAAGAUGCAUUUUGCAAACUGAUUUUAAGGAGGUUGUCUCACCUAAAAGUGAAUUAAUGUAUUAUUUGUGAGAAGGAUUUCAUUUGAAAGUACAAUGUUGUGGUUACUUGAAGAACAAUGUUCACUGCAUUUGUAAAAUAUGUGUGUGAAAAUGGCAGAUUAAGAAGCAUCUUUUAGAAUGCUGCUUCUUUUCUAAGUGAGACUAUUUUUAAGCAUAUGGGAAUUUGUAUAAUAAAGACAGUGGAAUUUCUUUAAUCUAUAUGAGCUCAGGAAUGUAUUUCAAAAUCUUAACUGAGAUUAAGUUGAAAGCCUGCUACAUUUCUAAAAGAUAGGAAUUUGUUUACCAGCUUCUGUUUUGUAGUUUUACUUUAGAAAUUAUGCAGCUUAAUUUAUUUGCAAACUUCUCUUUUGUCGCUGCCUGGAUUAACUGCACAAGGCGGUUAAACUAUAUUAAUACAUUUUGUCAUCUUUAAUAAAAACAUUUCCUGAUAUGCUUGUUCUA